GCAGAACAACUUCGUCAGCAUUAUAUGAGUAAAUCCAAUGCAGAAGUUGCAGAAGCCCAUCAGGCCUUACAGCCAGUUCUUCAGACCAUUCGGGAGCUUCAGAGAAAGAUACAUUCUGGUUCUCCUUGGUGGUUGGAUGUCAUCCAGACAGCAAUACAGUAUGCCAUCGAUGAGGAGCUUGUUCAACGUGUGCAAAACGAAAUAGCCUGCAACUACAAACAGCAGAUUAAUAAACUCUCCAUGGCAGAGAAAUUCCGUGACUGCAGAGGCCUUCAGUAUCUGCUCACAACACAGCUGGAGGAAGUGAAGAAGUUCCAGAAGAUUGUAAGAGAAGCAGUGAAAAACUUAGAAGGCCCUCCCUCUAAGCAGGUUAUUGAGGCUGCCACUAUCUGCCAUUUGCGACCUGUUAGACUUCCACUUAACAACUGUGUCUUUUGUAAGGCUGAUGAGUUGUUCACAGAAUAUGAGUCGAAGCUCUUUUCUCAUACUGUUAAAGGCCAAAUGGCAAUAUUUGAGGAGAUGAUAGAAGAUGAAGAAGGGCUUGUUGAUGACCGUUUGCCCACCACAAGUAGAGGACUGUGGGCAACCAGUGAAACUGAACGUGCCUUGAAAGCUCUUCUCUCCUUUGCCAAAGCUCACCGAAUGGAUGUUAAGCUAACCGAAGAAGGCAGUGUAUUUCUGGAACUCUUUGAAGCGUGGAAAAAGGAAUAUAAGUUACUUCAUGAAUACUGGAUGGUACUUAGGGAUCAUGUGUCUGCUAUUGAUGAACUGGCAAUGGCUACAGAACGGCUCAGAGUGCGUCAUCCUGAUGAACCAAAACCAAAUCCACCAGUUCUCCACAUCAUAGAACCACACGAGGUAGAGCAAAAUCGAGUGAAACUUUUGAAUGACAAAGCAGUUGCCAAAUCACAGCUUCAAAAGAAAUUAGGACAACUUCUGUAUCUCACUAAUCUGGAGAAAUCUCAGGAUAAAACUACUGGGGGAGUUAACCCAGAACCAUGUCCUAUCUGUGCACGUCAACUGGGAAAACAGUGGGCAGUGCUGACAUGUGGACACUGUUUUUGUAAUGAAUGUGUAGCUAUCAUCAUAGAACAGUACAGCGUUGGCACCCGCCGGAGCUCAAUUAAAUGUGCCAUUUGCAGGCAAACAACAUCACAUAAAGAAAUAUCAUACGUCUUCACUGCAGAAACUGCAAAUCAGGAGGAUGACAUUCCUGUAAAGGGAAGUCACUCCACCAAAGUGGAAGCUGUGGUCCGAACGCUGAAGAGAAUUCAAUUUAAAGAUCCAGGGGCUAAAUCCUUAGUUUUCUCAACGUGGCAAGACGUGUUGGACAUAAUUUCAAAAGCUUUGUGUGACAACAACAUGAUUUUUUCUCAGAUCAAUGGAAUUAGUAAAUUUCAGGAAAAUCUCUCUGCAUUUAAAUACGAUCCCAACAUCAAUAUUUUGCUGUUGCCUCUUCACACUGGUUCCAAUGGACUAAACAUCAUCGAAGCAACUCACGUUCUGCUUGUGGAACCCAUUCUGAAUCCUGCACAUGAGCUACAGGCUAUUGGCAGAGUGCAUCGUAUUGGCCAGACAAAGUAA
Messenger RNA from Tauraco erythrolophus (red-crested turaco), 1584 nucleotides. Lineage: Eukaryota; Metazoa; Chordata; Aves; Musophagiformes; Musophagidae. The record is from RefSeq and is a predicted model, not a curated record.